CACUACUCACGAGAGGCGCUGGCCGCGGACGAGCCGCCACCACCACCACCACCACCACCACUGCAGUGCUCAGUGUGCGUCUCUCUCUCUCUCUCUCACUGCGCAGUGCGCCUGCACGAGCCGAGGGGGCGGAGAGAGCUCUACUUGUGCUGCGUGCGGCGGCGAGGCGAUGGAGUCGAUGGAGCCCAAGGACAUCGACUGGAGCAGGGUGGUGUCGCGGUACGUGCGCGACGAGGCCUACGAGGGCAUCGAGGCCCCGCGCUGGGCAGACCUCGCCGACCCCGAGGCCGCCGCCGCCGCCGUCGACGACGAGGCCUGGUUCUGCCGCCCCGAUUGCCGGCAUCCAAAGACGGCCGAGGACUUCCUCAAGCUGAGCCCCAGCCCCAAGGGCAAGCUGCUGCGAUCAGUGUCGGCCAUGAUGCCGUUCGGCGAGAGGGACACCAACCUUAGAGAUGGAAACAACAAUCUGAAGAGGCGGGGAGCCGUCGCCGGCGGCGGCAUCGCCACCACCUUCACGCCGCCGAGGCCGAAGGCUGCGGCCAAGAAGAGGUUUCAGGACGACGGCGAGAACCAGGACCCUGCACUGGCCACUCCACCCCCGCCAGCGCCGGCGAGUAGGCCGCCGUUCGGCGCGGCACGCUGGGCCAAGAAUGCGAAGGACGCCAUCAAGUCCAGCGCGGAGAAGCGGCCGGACAAUGCGGAGAAGGAGGCUCUGCUCAGCAAGAACGCAGCGCCGAGGCAGCUCAAGAGCACUCUCUCGGCGAGGAACCUCUUCUCCGGGAAGGACAUACUUGGCCAGAUAUCGGACUUCUACAAUGAGCUCAAGCGGAUGGCCGCUGGCAAUGGCAGCCGUCCUGCGUCAGAGGCCAUGGAGGAGUUGAGCUCAAACCCAAUGAAUGAGGGUGAUGUGGUGGACAAGAAGGUUGAUUGCUCUAGCGAUCAGGUUCCCUCUGAAGAAGCCAUCAAGGAGAAGGCAAGGCAAGAACUGGCAGAAAAGAGUCCAAGCCCAGUGAAGGGGAAGAAGAUAGGAUUGAAGGUGGAAGCUGCCAAGCCCAGGUCCUCAGUGUUGAAGGAGGUGAAGGCCACACCGCCGACUCCGCAGCGGUUUCCAUCUCCCUCGGUCAACCGUGUCAAGAACGUGAAAGCAGGAGGCAUGUCAAUGGCAGGUUCACCACUCCAGAAGCCACUGAAGGAGAAGGUGACACCCAGUAAGGAUCUGGAGAACAGCAAAGAUGCUAAGAGGCCACCUUUUGGUGUUAAGGAUAUGAACAGCACAAAGGCUUGUGAUGCAGAAGGGAGCUCCAGUAGCAUGUUUUGGUUCUUGAAGCCCUGCACAUUCCUAGUGGACUAGCAGGAAAAUAACCAAAGGCUUUAAAGAACUGCACUUCAUGUAGUUAGAAUACAUUAUUUCAUUCUAUUUGAAAUACUCCCAAUUCAUGUUUGAUCGAUUCAUUUGAUGGACAUUUUUUUGUCAGGGUAAUAAACAGCAAGGCAAUGUAUAGUUAGUUACUAGCAAAGUCAUAAAAGGUCGAGAUAUUCUUUCCAUAUGCAAGCAUUCGAGAUAUAUAGGAAAAUGUUAUUGUUCUU
Oryza brachyantha (malo sina) is the source of this 1587-nucleotide messenger RNA. Its product is annotated as serine/arginine repetitive matrix protein 1. The record is from RefSeq and is a predicted model, not a curated record. The coding region runs from base 170 to 1351 and encodes 393 amino acids. NCBI's taxonomy places the organism in Eukaryota, Viridiplantae, Streptophyta, Magnoliopsida, Poales, Poaceae. The transcript has 7 exons.